AUGGCAGGAGGGUGGGCGUCGACGCCCAGCGCGACCGUCUGCGUCUCGCCGGGGCAGCACAGGACGGAACAGCGACGCGCCAACAGGAGGGUCGCCGCCGGCACAGGGUCUCGGCGAGGAAGCAUGCAGCCUCUGAAACGGCGCCCGGUGCGGACGUCUGCAGGCAGCAGCAUGCUGGAGCGGCACGGGAGCCGGCGGCUUAGGGACUCGCCGGGGCGGCAUGGGAUGAAAAAUCGACGAGACGACAGGAGGGUCCACGGCGGCGCAGUGUCUCGCCAGGGGAACGGGGGCAGGGAUACCUCUGAAAACGGCAGCCGGCGCGGACGUGUUCAGGCUGCAGCUCGCCGGGGCGGCGCGGGAUCCGGCGGCGUAGGGCCUCACCGGGAUGGCGCAAGGGGGUCGGGGGCGGCGAGAGAGCCGGCGGCGCAGGACCUCGCCGGGACGGCGCGAGGGGAAGACCAGGAGACCCGCCUCACCAGUCACCAGAGAGUCGCCGGCGGGAGGUCGCGCCGCACGGCCCACCUCCUCUCCUCCUCUGGUCGCGCCGCCCUCUUUGCCGCCGUACCGGCCACCUCCUUGCCUCCUCCGGUCGUGCUGCCGUCUUCGCCGCAUCUUCAUCGCGCCACCAGGCGCCCGCAGGCAAGGAGCAGAUCCGGGCACGUCGUUGUGCCUCCUCGUCGUGCCCCCAGACACCCGCUCGCCAACCGCAGGCAAGAUCCAGAGCCCAGCAGCCGCCCGCAGUCAAGAUCCAGAGCCCAGCUGCCGACUUCAGUCAAGAUCCAGAGCCCAGCAGUCGCCCGCAGUCAAGAUCCAGAGCCCAGCCGCCAACCGCAGGCAAGAUCCAGAGCUCAGCUGCCAGCCGCAGUCAAGAUCCAGAGCCCAGCCGCCGGCUGCAAGCAAGAUCCAGAGCCGCUCAUGUUGUCAAAGGAGGAGCUGGCCAGUGCAGGGGUGAAUACCAGGGGACUCCACAAGCACUACAUGAACCAUGCCAUGCACGAUGAUAAUACAUCAAUCGUGGGUGAGUUCAAGGCUGAGGACUUGCACUGUGGGCCUGGUGUCUUCUCCGUUGUGUUUUCUGAUCUCUACGACCUCUUCAACCUCGAUGCCUUGGACAUCUCAUUCAUCCGCUGCUUGACACUGUGA
This is a messenger RNA of Panicum virgatum (switchgrass), 1143 nucleotides long. RefSeq names its product CLK4-associating serine/arginine rich protein-like. The transcript has 2 exons. NCBI's taxonomy places the organism in Eukaryota, Viridiplantae, Streptophyta, Magnoliopsida, Poales, Poaceae. The coding region runs from base 1 to 1143 and encodes 380 amino acids. The record is from RefSeq and is a predicted model, not a curated record.